Molecule: messenger RNA, 702 nt
Organism: Epithele typhae
Lineage: Eukaryota; Fungi; Basidiomycota; Agaricomycetes; Polyporales; Epitheliaceae
Product: AhpC-TSA-domain-containing protein
Exons: 5
Coding region: 1-702 (233 amino acids)
Biological process (GO): cellular response to oxidative stress; cell redox homeostasis
Cellular component (GO): cytoplasm
Molecular function (GO): thioredoxin peroxidase activity
Source: RefSeq, a predicted model, not a curated record
AUGCCCCCGCGCAAGAUGUCGACCUCCGAGCCCUCCGAGCCGACGCGGCGGUCGUCGCGCAUCUCCGCGCAGCCCAAGACCGCCGAGCCUGCGCCCAAGGCCCCGGCGAAGGAGAAGCGGCCUUCGAAGAAGCGGGCCGCCGAGGACGCGGCGGACAGCGGCGAGGGCGACGCUGCGGACGACGGGGACGCACCGGCGGUGAAGAAGGUUGGUUUUUGUUGUGCGGUCUUUGAGUGCAUACGACCUGCUCUCGAGCCGAUCAGCGUGGGCGACGUGUUACCUUCGUACACGCUGAAAACCGAGAAGGACGAGGACGUCGACGUUGCGACUCUGGCCGCUGAGAAGGGCGUCGUGUUCUUCCUCGUCCCCAAGGCCGAUACCCCUGGGUGCACUCAACAGGCUUGCGGGUUCCGGGAUAUAUAUCCUGACUUCACCGCGGUCGACUACGAGGUAUACUGCUUGAGUGCGGACAAACCCGAGGCUCAGACCAAAUGGCAGACCAAGAAACAUCUCCCAUACCCGCUCUUGUCUGACCCCAAGCGUGUGCUGAUAUCCGCUUUGGGCGCGGGCGAGGGGGGCAGAACCAAGCGGAGCCAUUUCAUCUUCGAGAAAGGUGGGAAGCUCCUGGAGAAGAAAAUGCCUGUGAAGCCUGCCGAUAGCCCGAAGCUUGCUCUGGAGUUCAUUCAGAGCUUGGGGGCAUAG